Messenger RNA from Mus pahari (shrew mouse), 981 nucleotides. It is a transcript of the gene Angptl5, whose product is annotated as angiopoietin like 5. The record is from RefSeq and is a predicted model, not a curated record. NCBI's taxonomy places the organism in Eukaryota, Metazoa, Chordata, Mammalia, Rodentia, Muridae.
AUGAGCGGAGAUGUAUCUGGUAGGCGUGUCCGAGUGGGCGGUGGCGACGACUACGACGAACAACGUGUCUUCAUAGUGUAUAGAAGGUCUGAUGGCAUAGUUUAUGCCAUCAUUCAUGCAUUUUUCUUGUUUCUGUUUUAUAACCUGAAGGAUUCUCUAGUAGGUAACAAUGUGGAAGAUAAAACUAAACUCAAAGAGAAAAGCAAUGAUACUAUAUACAAGGAGGAUUGAGAGACCAAAACAACUCAAGAAGAAAAACAUUUUAUGUGCAGAAAUCUGCAAAAUUCUUUUGUUUCUUAUGCAAGAAGUACCAAAAACCUAUUAAGAAAUGUAAUGGGUGAGCAACAAGCAUCUUUGAAUUACUUAUCUCCCCAGAUUAAUGAGCUCAUGAAUCAAGUUCUCCUUUUGACUACAGAAAUUUUUAGAAAACAGCUGGAUCCUUUUCCUCCUGGGGCUGUUCAGUCACAUGGUUUGUUUUGCUCUGAUAUUAAAGAUUUGAUUGGUGUCCUUAAAACCCCUAGUGGUUUAUAUAUAAUCUUUCCAGAAGGAUCUAGCUACCUAUUUGAGGUGACUUGCGACAUGGACUUCAGAGGAGGUGGAUGGGCAGUUCAGAGAAGGCUUGAUGGGACAACCGACGUCCAAAGGCUGUGCUGUGAUGACCUGGGUGGAUUGGGAGACCUUUCAGGAGAAUUUUGGUUAGGACUGAAAAAUAUUUUUUACAUAGUAAACCAGGAAGAUUCUAGUUUUAUGCUUCAUGUGGCCCUGGAAUCUGAAGACGGCACACUUGGUUAUGCUUCACAGGAUAAUUUUUGGCUAGAGGAUGAAACAAAUUUUUUUAAAAUACACUUAGGACAAUAUUCAGGAAAUGUUGGUGAACAGCCACUGGUAGAAGCUCCCACUGCUGCAGACUGUGCUGCGGCUGCGGCUGCGGCUGCGGCUGCGGCUGCGGUUGUGGCUGCGGCUGCCCUUUUUCUACCAUGA